Molecule: messenger RNA, 4262 nt
Organism: Apodemus sylvaticus (European woodmouse)
Lineage: Eukaryota; Metazoa; Chordata; Mammalia; Rodentia; Muridae
Gene: Sowahc
Product: sosondowah ankyrin repeat domain family member C
Exons: 1
Coding region: 128-1684 (518 amino acids)
Molecular function (GO): protein binding
Source: RefSeq, a predicted model, not a curated record
AGACUCUUGAAAGCUGGGAUCGCGUGCUUGCCAGCCACUGAGAUCCAGGCGCUCUUCGGAUCCUCCAGACGUCCGGCCAUGGUGUCGGGCUGAGCCGUCCUGGGGCUGAGACGCUGAGCCGCGGUGAAUGGAGGGGUCGCUGGAGUUGAGCUCUGAGGCGGUGCUGCGCUUUCUCGCCGAGCGCGGGGGCCGGGCCCGACACUCGGAAUUAGUGCAGCACUUCAGGGACGCCCUGGGUGGCCAGCGCGAAGAGCGCACCCGCGCCCGCGAACACUUCAAGGAUCUGGUCAACGCGGUGGCCACCGUGCGCACCGAUCCGGAGGAUGGUACCAAGUAUGUGCAUCUCAAGAAAAGGUUCUGUACGGGGGAGUCCCCGCCGCUUGAGGCCACGCUCCCGCGGGAUCCCCCGCGUAUCGAGGUGACCGAGGAGCCCCAAGUCCCGGACCUACCAGCGGAGCCCUGCGAGGAUAGCCAGCUCCAGGAAGAGGCAGAUUCACCGCUGUCUCUCGGACUGGAUGGCGAACCGAGCGGCCAGGAGCCUCCAGCCCCUGAUCAAGGUGGGGCCCAGGGUAAGGACUCGCCACAGGAGGUCGAGGCCUUGUCCUGGGCGUCGGGCUCCGGGUCCAGCGAGAACCUUAAACUCCCUGCACCGGGCGGUGAGGAGGCUGAAGGGGGCGGUUCCCCUAGUGGGCCAAAUACACCCAGGUCUGCCCGUCAGAACUUUCGGGACCUGGUGAUGGGCAGCUCCCCGCAACUAAAGAGGAGCGUGGGUCCUGGGGACGGUAGCGCUGGGAGCAUCUCCUCCUCCGGGGGUCGCAGCAGAGGAGGGGGCGACUCCGACAGCACCUCGCUGGCGUCUUCGUCCGCCGAAGAGGAGAGCAGCGGCGGGGGCUCGGUUACCCUGGAUCCCCUGGAGCACGCCUGGAUGCUCUCAGCCUCCGAGGGCAAGUGGGACAGCCUAGAAGGGCUGCUCACUUGUGAGCCGGGCCUGCUGUCGAAGCGCGACUUCAUCACCGGCUUCACUUGUCUCCACUGGGCCGCCAAGCACGGCAGGCAGGAGCUCCUGGCCAUGUUGGUCAACUUUGCCACCAAACACCAGCUGCCAGUGAACAUCAAUGCCAGGUCGAGCGGAGGCUACACGGCCCUGCAUUUGGCGGCGAUGCACGGGCACGUCGAGGUGGUGAAGUUACUAGUGGGGGCCUACGACGCAGACGUAGACAUCAGGGACUACAGCGGGAGAAAGGCCUCUCAGUAUCUGAGUGAGAGCACUGCGGAGGAGAUCAAGAACCUGGUGGGAGCCCUGGAUGAAGAAGACGAUGGAGACAGCGCCGCCGGCCGCGGCAGUGGGCGCUGGAGACUUUCAAAGGUGCUCCCCUCGCACAUCACUCACAAACUGUCGCCGGUCGUGGAGGACGGAGCUGACCAUCACCACCACCCCGCCGAGGGAUGGACUGGAGGAAGCAAAGCAAAAGAUUCCAGUCGCAAAGCCUCAGGCAGCUCGAGUGGACGGAUUAAACCCCGACUCAACAAAAUCCGAUUCCGAACCCAGAUCAUUCACACCACUCCCUCCUUCAAGGAUGCCGAACCCGCACUGGAGGAAGGGGAGGAGGAGGAGGAGGAAAGGUCUCUUAGAGGCUACUCAUCUUCCUUUAAACUGAGACCGAAGUCCAAUGUAUUUGGGUAAAAAAUAAUAAUAAUAAUCCCCACUAGAAAUGCUAAGGCUUAUUUGUCUUCAAGGUAGAAUAAUACUGGGUAUCGAUAAGAAGUGGAAGCAGAAAAGUCAAGAUGAAUUAUGCAUUUCAACUUGUGGGCUUGGGGUGGAUCUGUAAUAAUCCUUUCAGGAUAGCAUAGCAUUCUGGGACAAGAAAAUGUCUUUGAAGUGAUUCAUAAUGCGCACUGGUUUGUGCCUCUCUCCGCACCCCACCCUUGUAAGCUGGAACUUGUGAGAACUGGAAUUAUUGAUGACUAAUAGUUCCUUCACUUUUUAAUUAUUACUAGAUAUCAUGCAGAGUAAGGGCUGUGAGAAAAUUCAAAAGGCACGGUACUGCAAACUGACCCUGCUAAUGUUUGUGACUGAAACUAGGGCCUGCCCUGAUCGUCUGCUAUGCGCACUUGCUAAAGUGCUAAAGAAGGUCAAGGUCAGAGUUGAAAUGUGAAGCUACAAAUGAGAAUUAUGUGAAUGGAGAUGGGAAUCCUUGCUAUUGUCUUACUUGUAAGUAGCAGUUCCCAUUUUUUUAAAAGCAAUUUUACUUUUAAUCACUGAACUGUAGAAAGAAGCAGCAUUUGCUUUUGAGUUACUAUAAUCUGGUUUGUGCCUAUAUAAGACUAUUCGGUAUUCAGUACGUUAUUAACCACAAACUUUUGGUUAAAUAGAAGAACACGUUUAUUUAAAUAGACCGUGUAGCAGCCUAUGGUACAUUUUUUAAAUGUGUAUGUCUUCAUUAUCACUAACUAGUUUUGCUACUUUCAAAUUCUAAACUUUCUGGGGUUUGUAUUCUGAGGAUUCUUUUUGAUGAAGCUUAUGAUACUUAGACUGAUUUACUUAUCACCUAAACCAUUCCUUGCUUAGAAAAUAGCAAAACUCAGCAUAAGUAUUAAUAAGCCUCUGCUUCUGUGAAGUAAUUAAAUCAACUUAAUAUGUUUCUCAUGUAAGAGACAUUUUAUUAAUACAUUCAUAGCUUCUAUGCCUUGUAGCAACAUUUUACAAAUGUGCAAAAUACUAAUUCUUUCCCUUUUCUUACGUUUCUUUGUAUCUACUCAAAGAGCUAUGAUGUAGUUACAGAAAGCCUAGAUAGUCUGCCCAUUUCAAAAUGGGCACUUUAUUAUACUUUAUAAAAAGAAAGAGAAAUGGGACCAUUUCUGUAUUUCAAUGCUGCUAGCUAUUGAAUCUCCUUAUAUAUAAUUGAAAAAUACUAUUCCUUAAAGUUAAAGACUUUUACAACUGUGAUCCUUAAUUACAUUCCAUUCCUUUGUGUUAAGAGUAAAUGGCUUUAUAAUCAUUUUAAAUUUAACUUAUAAACGUAUUAAAUCUUAUAACAACAUUAGAAACUUCGGUGGGAGACUGAUUUGACCAAAUCCUUCUCUCUCCGUCUUUCUGGCCUAAUUGCUGAAACCUAAGUUGUUAGAGGCAACAACAUAGAGGGGUGAGUGAACAGCCAAGCCCUCAGAGGAGAGGAGACUGUAUGGUUAUCCAGAGCUGCACAGCCUUUUGUUGCUAACUAACCUCCCCAAGUCAUAGAAAUUUCUAACAAAUUGGCCACAUCUGAAAAUAGCAGGUCUUUAAAUAUGGACUGAAGAUGCUCAUGAAAUAUAUAAGUCGUGGCUAAGGAGAUGGCUCAGUAUAUAUGAACACUUGUUCUGCAAGCAUGAGGACCUGUGACUGAAUCCUCAGCAUCCAUCUAAAAGGACAGGCAUAGUUGAGGGUACGAGUAAAGUAACCUAACAUGAGGAGCUGAGACAGGCAGACCCUCAGAGCAGUGGCCAGCCAGCCCACCUGAAAGAAGUGACUUCUGGAUCAGGGAGAGGCUGUGUCAAGGCAGUAAGAAAGGCAUAGAGGACGUCACCUGACAUUCUACUCUGGCUUCAGAAUAAGCACACAUGGGUGCUCCCACACAUUCUCGUGCCUACACUACACUACACACACACACACACACACACACAUACUCACAUAAGUUGCUACCCACUUGUGUGCCUUUGUUUUAGGACUUAAGAAGUAGAUUGUGUAUGUUGAUGAGCACAUUUUCUGUACACAUAAGUGAAAAGCCAAUGUAAAAAUCAUGUGUUCCAUGUCUAGACACGUUAACUAUAUCUAGUGCAGAAUAAGCUUACAGUUCCCAUCAAGGACUUUUAAAUUCCAUGCUAAGAUAAAGGCAACUGUCAUUUAACUUGCUUUUCACACUAAAGGUUUAAAACUCUGAUAAAACAUUAAUUUUUUUUUUUCUGGAGUCAUUCCUGGGCAGUCCAGACAGCUCAGGAGAUGAAAGUGGCUGUCUUACAAGCUUAAAGACCUGAGUUUGGCCCUAGAACCCACAGUGGAUGGAGAAAACUUAACUCUUAAAUUGUCCUCCAACCGCCACAUGUGUGCCAUGGUGUCUGCACACCUGUACUCACACAUCUGGCACACACAUAAACACACAAAGCUGAUUAGUUUAAAUUUCAAAAGCACCAAAAGGAACUCUGGACGUUCCUUGCCAUAAUGUACUUUACAUAGUAAAAAUAACAUUUUCAGGUACUUAACUCCAUUCCUCCUCUUUUUUUUUUUU